Molecule: messenger RNA, 1628 nt
Organism: Oppia nitens
Lineage: Eukaryota; Metazoa; Arthropoda; Arachnida; Sarcoptiformes; Oppiidae
Exons: 6
Coding region: 86-1621 (511 amino acids)
Molecular function (GO): protein binding
Source: RefSeq, a predicted model, not a curated record
UUAUAAUUAAUAGUUGAAUACAGUUUGAGUGUAGAGUUUGUAGACAAAUAACAUUGAAUUUGAUGGAAACGAUCGACAAAAUGACAUGGACAGUGAGUGGACAUCAUCUGCGGAUGUGUUGCCGAUUGAAUUGAUUGAACGGAUCCUUCAUUACUGUACGGGCCGUUCAUUUGCAUUGUCGUCCAGAGUUUCCAAACGAUGGCUUUCGGCGGUUCAGAACAUCGAAAGAACUUCAAGACAUUUCUGGCGGAAGUGUUGUUAUGAAGAAAUCGAAAAUUCAAUUCUCGAAGACUUGAAUCCAUUGGACAAUCAAUUAGUGGACGAAUUGAAUGACAAGAAGUGUAAAGAAGUUUAUAAGCGUUGGAUUCGAAACCAAUUUCUCGAUUCAAAGAAAAACUCUUUUCAUAAAUCGAAUCAUUCUUUUGGAUCAAAAGCCAAUCGUUUCGACAAUAUUUCGACCGUCGGAGUCACCGGGACUCUUGUGGUAACUGGUCAUCGAUCGGGAAAAGUCCUGAUUCACGACAUUCUGAACGGUAUUCCUGCCGUCAAAGUCGCCCAACACUCGGACGCCGUCACUGACAUUGCGUUCGUCAAUAUCUGUGGCAAAGAGAUUUACGAAUUGUUUGAAACAAAUGUUGAAAUGAAUGAAAUGUCUUUCGCUAAUCAUCAUCACAUCAUUUCUGUGGCCAAAGAUCACCGAAUUCUAAUUUCUUUACUCACAUCCGAACGUCCGGAAUGUCAGUUCCAGAUCUGUCCGCUAACUGAUCGCAAAUUUGCGAAAAUUCGCGUAAACUAUGAAUUGUUUGCGGUUUCGACUCAACAAUCGGUUGAUAUCUCGCUGUUCCGACUCGUCGUCCCGGACGACGGCAAAGUGCCGUUAGAGAGUCCAUUGCGCUCUCAAUUAGUGACAACAAUAUCAUUGCGCGAUAUCUUUGGAGAAACUCAUCUCUGGAAUGGAAUCUUUUGUUUCGCGAAUUUAAAGUUGAAUUGUUUGAGUGAAGACGACUCUCUCAUAGCGAACAGCGAUUGCGUUCUAAACAUCGCUUUUAUGUCAGAAAAAAACUCAACAAAAACUAAUUGGCGUUGGAAUCAAAUCAAUGCACUUCAGUUCGCACACGAAUUGCGUUUCGCCAAAAARAGACGAUCUUUUAUCUACAAAAACAAAGAGUAUUGUCUGAGCGAUCCGGACGACGACGACGACGACGACGACUCGGUGUCCGCUAAGAUCAUGAAAGUCUUUGCUUUCGGAGAAUCCGUUUUCUUCUUGAUUAACAAAUUCAAUCAAAUUCUGUUUUCAACGGAUUCCAAGACUUUCCGUUUGUGUCCAUUGGAUCAUUGGAUCGACAGAGGCGACCGCGUGACCACUAUAUUCUUAUUCGCUUCGGUAGUGGUUUGCGGCACUUAUGACGGCUUUGUUUACGUCCAUUGCUGUCCUUCCUUUAAAAGACUGGAAUACUUGUCUCAUUAUAAGCCGAUGUUCUCUUCUAAAGUGACCUCUGACCCCAUAACUGGUCUUUCUUGUGUCGACAAUGGAUUAGGACUAGUAUUGGCCGUCACUACUGAACACCAAAUCUUUCUUCUUAAUUGGUUUUCUUCGACUCUGAAGACAAUCAUUGACUGAUAUUUUU